CCAGGCAGAAGGCUCCAUGGUAUGGGUGGCCAAGGGACAACAUUAACUUUGGCCUUCGCUACGGCCGACCCUCUUGCAUGGCAGCAACUGGGACCCCCACGAGCCCAUUUAUCCACCAAUCCUUCAUGAACAUUUCUCAACGAAGAGCUCCCCAUUCACGUCCAGAGACACCGGGAAUAUCAUACGCUGACUUUGUUAAGCAGUGGCAGGAUUCGCAUGUAGCGCGAUGGCUUACAGAUAAUAAAUGUGCUCAUCAAGCCCAGGCCUUUCGGGAGAAUGAUAUACGAGGCGAUAUUAUCCUAGAGCUGGACAUGGAUAUUCUCAAGGAAAUAGGAAUAACAUCUGUUGGCGAUCGCACACGUAUCCGGACUGCCAUUAAAGAAUUGAGACGACUUUGCUCUGGAUCCUCGUCUUCUUUCCAGACCGGACCAAGAGUUACGCUUAACGGAGCACACAAUGAUCUCAGAGGCUCCAAAUCGAGCGGGCUAGCUCACAAAAGCGAGAAUAGUCUACCGCAAGAUAAUUUGGAUGGCGCUCCUGUCCGGAAUUCGCGUAGUCGGCCUCCACCUUUACAAAUCGACAAUGUUCGUGAAAAGGAUCUCCCUCAGAUCCAAAGGAUUGAUUCCGCGCGUCUUACGGCAACGCCCACACCCAGGGCGCAGACGACCAAUACAAGGCACGCCGCGCCAUACGGCAGUAGUUCGAAUCCUAGCAAAAUCAACCCAUCAGUGAGCCCCCUUGCUACCAAGACCCGUCUAGGUGUUCCUGGGCCGGGUGCCCAGCGCGUGCGAACACCGACUGGUGAACCCUCCCAUCCACCUCCAUUCACCAACGACCCUUUGCCCCCGGCACCAUCAGUUUCACCCGUGUCGUCCUGGAAUACCGCUCCAGGUUUACCGCGAAAUCCUGCACCAGGCAACCUCCCAGGGGGUUCAUUCGCCCCUCGUGCUACUUCCCCUGUCCCUCCCAAUAGAUCACGACUAGCCAACCAGAACCCGUCUGCACACACUAGACAGGGCUCUGGAACCAACCGGUCAUACGGUAGUGGAUCAGGACAUCCGUAUAGCUCUUCUUCAGGUGCUUCUUUAGCCCCAGGCCCUGUCAACUCACAUAUUCUCUCACCUGUCUCCGAAAACUUUACAUCAGGAGGUGGUUAUUCAGUUGGCCGUGGUCCCUUCAAGUCAUCACAAGCUCAAGGUCUCAAGGACGAUGAGGUUAGGCGAAAAUUAAUCAAAUUCCAUUUUGGAGAAUCAAACUCUCGUGUCCUUGAAUUCAAAGACUCGGAGGAUGCCGCAGAACUCGUUGAACGUGCUCUGAAGAAGUUUGGAGUGCAGACUGUUGAAUCCCAGCCCCCCAUAGACGACAUAUUGGCCGUGGGUGGUUGGGGGGUUUAUCUCGGUUCCGAUACCGAAGCUCUUCCGCUUAGCGAGGAUCAGUUGAUGGCAUUGAUUCAUGACCCAGACCAUCAAGGUCGUGACUAUUUAUACCUCAAGCCACUUUCUAGUGGUAGACCUUCAAAGCUCGAAAGAAUUUUCGGAGAAGCCCCUCCAAUGGGGCCUACAAGUCCGAUCGAAGAAUCUCUCAAUGCACUAACAGCCAACCGUCUGGGCAACAAAAAGCUGAACCGAGCGAGUACAGUCAGCGUUCUCA
This is a messenger RNA of Acaulospora colombiana, 1650 nucleotides long. NCBI's taxonomy places the organism in Eukaryota, Fungi, Glomeromycota, Glomeromycetes, Diversisporales, Acaulosporaceae. The record is from the annotation of a GenBank genome assembly.